Molecule: messenger RNA, 588 nt
Organism: Striga asiatica
Lineage: Eukaryota; Viridiplantae; Streptophyta; Magnoliopsida; Lamiales; Orobanchaceae
Source: the annotation of a GenBank genome assembly
GGAUCUCGUAGCUACACCGCGCUAACACCCCGACCUUUUCUCUUUUUGAAAAGACUCCAUAUCCGCAAAGCAAGAUAUGGCGAACCCGUUCUAAGGCUCAAGGGAUUAGCUUCACCGUGCUUUACCCCCCUUGCUGGCCCGUGCUGGCUAGGGAUUUUAAAGAAGGAAGGUUCGGUUCCUAGGUACGAGCUAGCUGGCUUAGCUACAACCGCCAGGGAUUGCGAGCUAGGGUUUUGUCUACGGGUUGAGUUGGGAGCUACACUCGCGUACGCUCACGUCUCGAUAAGCACGAACGAUACUCGACUCCGAGACCAGGCCCUAGCGGCCAUGAGCGUCCGUAGAAAAAACAAACACUGGAUUCUCGCGAUCAAAUCCCUGGAGUCUGCGGUCUCACUGGAUUCUACGGUGCAGCUACGAUCCCCACCUUCUUUAAAACCCCUAUCUCGCAAGAGAAGACUCGCAAGAGACGGGUGGACUACCAUCGAACGACUGGCUAGCCAAUUGAGUAGAGAUAUGAAAUCACGAGCGAAUUACCCGAUUCCUAUUAUGCUAGGCCCUGGGAUAGCGAUAGCCUUGUUUCGGAUUUUC